AUGGCCGCGGCCCGCGCCAUGCUCGACUGCGUCCACAAGCCGCUGCCCGUGGGAGCAAAGGACAGCAACGCCUACAUCCUGGGCAGCAUCGGCCCGCACAACAUCGUCACGGCAUGCCUCCCCGUAGCGCAGUACGGCACCAACAACGCGGCCAACGUGGCGAGCAACAUGAACAGGAGCUUCCCCUCCAUCCGGAUCCGCCUCAUGGUCGGCGUCGGAGGCGGCGUCCCCAGCCAGCACGCCGACGUACGGCUUGGCGACGUCGUCGUCGGCUGUCGAAUCAUGCAGUACGACAUGGGCAAGGUCGUUCGAGGCGGCGAGACGCUGCCGACGGGCAUCCCGAGGAUCACGCCGCCAGACCACUCGACGCACGUCGCCAGCCUCCGCGCAAUCCACGAGCUCAAGCCCAGCAGGGUGCCCGCUAUACUGCAAGAGAUGCACCAGAGGCACCCCGGCAUGACCAAGUACGCCUGCCCAGCUUCACCGGAUCGCCUCUUCCAGGCUGCGUAUGAGCACCUCCCGGGCGCGUUUGACUGCAGCACAUGCAGCGAGGACAGUCUGGUAGCUCGCCCCCCAAGGCUGAGCCGGGAUCCAAUGAUUCACCAUGGUGGCAUAGCCUCUGGCAAUCAAGUGAUGAAGCAUGCGGAGACUCGUGACAAGAUUGCCCAGGCGUUUGAUGUGAUUUGCUUCGAGAUGGAGGCAGCCGGCCUGAUGGAUUACUGUCCAUGUCUAGUCAUUCGAGGCAUCUGUGAUUAUGCAGAUUCUCACAAGAACAAGCAAUGGCAGGAGUAUGCCGCGGCGGCGGCAGCAGCGUAUGCGAGGGAGCUCCUGGAGGAGAUGCCCCCCUUCGAAACCAACUCCUAUCGUUUGCCAGACGUUACAUCCAAAGUUGGCCAGGACAACUUCGUCACGCGCCGACAAGAGCUGCUAGACUCCCUGAGAUUCGACCAAAUCAACUCUCGCCAGUCCAACAUCGAGACCGCCCACGAGGAGACAUGCAACUGGUUCCUCGAACAUCCCACAUACCUAGACUGGCUCCACGCCGGCGGCUCGCCCACGCAUUACGGAAUCCUGUGGCUCGCGGGAAAGCCAGGGGCCGGCAAGUCCACCAUCAUGAAGUUCCUCUACACCCACCUCAAACAAGCCCCCCAAGACUCCUCCUCCCCCUCCUCCUCCUCCACAUCGGCCAUAAUAUCCUUCUUCUUCCACGCCCGAGGCGAACUCCUCGAAAAGUCCACGACGGGAAUGUACCGCUCCCUGCUCCUCCAGCUUCUCGAAACCUUCCCCGACCUCCAGAGCGUCUUGGACGACUUCUCCCUCGUGCCCAAGGACAAACACACGUGCCCCCCCAUGAACAUCAUCCGCAAGCUCUUCCGCAACGCCGUCCUGCUCCUCAACACCCGCACCUUAACCUGCGUCAUCGACGCCCUCGACGAGAGCGACGAGCAGCAGGUCCGCGACAUGGUCAGCUACUUUGAGGACCUCGGCCGCGAAGCCAUCAAACACAACAUCCAGCUCCGAAUCUGCUUCUCUAGCCGCCACUACCCCUACAUCUCCGUCCCUCACGCCCUCAGACUCACCCUCGAGGACCAGACGGGGCACGGCCAGGACAUGGAGCGGUACGUCAAGAGCAGGUUCAAGCCCAGCCCGGAUCUCUUUGGCGACGUCCAGGCACAGAUCCUGCAGAAAGCCGCAGGGGUCUUCAUGUGGGUUGUCCUCGUAGUCAGUAUCCUUAACACGGAAUUCGAUCGAGGACGCAUCUUUGCCGUACGCAAAAGGCUCCAGGAGCUCCCCGUCGGACUCAGCAAUCUCUUCAAGAACAUCCUCCGAAGAGACGACGACAACAUGCAAGAGCUUCUCCUCUGCCUCCAAUGGAUCCUCUAUGCCAAGCGCCCCCUCAAGCCCGAAGAGUUCUACGUCGCCCUCCUAUCAGGCCUCUACGCAUCAGGCGAAUCCGCACUCCAAAGGCUCCUCCUCGGGGGGAAGCGAGCAACGCUCAGAAGGAUCCCCCUUCUCGAAUACUCCGUCUCGCACAUGCUCUACCACGCAAACAUGGCCGCACGCGAGUUUCCGCAGGACAAGUUCCUCUCCCAACUAGCCGUCCCCGACCUCAUCACCCUCAGCAGCUUCAUCGUAGCAGAGUAUAACCUCCUGCCGACCUCGUUAGACGCAAGCCUCGUCUACAUGCUCGCGGCAGAAGGACUCUCCAACCUGAUCCGUACAUUGUGGCCCCUCCCGCCCUCCCAUCUCGACGUCCCCGGGGGCCAGUUUCGCUAUCCCCUUUUUGCCGCGCUGAUCAACAAGCACAAGGACGCUGUCCGUGCGCUCUUGGGAUGGGAUUCAUCGUCCACCGACGAGGAGGAGCUCAUGACCACCAUGGGGCCCGGAUUUGAAGUCGAGUACGCCAUUACCAGAAGCCAAACGCCUCUCCACUGGGUCGUCAUCAAGAACCGCGAGAUGACCGUUCGGCACCUCCUCAAGAUGGGCGCAUCCAUCGACGCACGGGAUCGCAAUGGCAACACGGCGCUGCUCUUGGCGCUCUCUCACGGCCAUGAUGCCAUCGCGAAGCUGCUUAUUGAGGCCGGUGCCAACAUCAAUGCCAGGGACUCGAAUGGCCAGACAGCCCUGCUGAUUGCGGUCCGGUUUGAUCGCGAGGAUUUGGCCAGACUCCUUAUUGAGAAAGGGUCCGACGUUGAUGCCAAGGAUUACUAUGGGAAUACAGCCUGGAAGAUGGCGAGGCGUAAUGUGAAUUUGUACAUUUUGAAGCUUCUGAUAGAGGCCGGGGCAGAUUCCGGCGAUGACAUUGACCAGCAGAAGGCACUAUGA
Trichoderma reesei QM6a is the source of this 2826-nucleotide messenger RNA. RefSeq lists its product as uncharacterized. The record is from RefSeq and is a predicted model, not a curated record. Gene Ontology annotation, molecular function: protein binding; catalytic activity. NCBI's taxonomy places the organism in Eukaryota, Fungi, Ascomycota, Sordariomycetes, Hypocreales, Hypocreaceae. Bases 1 to 2826 code for a protein of 941 amino acids. The transcript has 3 exons. Gene Ontology annotation, biological process: nucleoside metabolic process.